This is a messenger RNA of Lethenteron reissneri (Far Eastern brook lamprey), 2011 nucleotides long. RefSeq names its product charged multivesicular body protein 3 (gene CHMP3). Lineage: Eukaryota; Metazoa; Chordata; Hyperoartia; Petromyzontiformes; Petromyzontidae. Gene Ontology annotation, biological process: vacuolar transport. The record is from RefSeq and is a predicted model, not a curated record.
CGCCGCCGCUACGUGACGUCAACGACGCGUGCCCCGGAAGCGUCCGCAGCUGUUGACAAUCGGGCGGCGGUCUUGAUUAGUUUUGACUAAAAUCAACGAUCGUGUUCAUCCCGAUUAUCAAUAACAACGUUUGACUAUUACCACGGUGGAAUACCCUUAGCGUUCGCUCUCUCUCUAUAUAGCUGCCGAAGAAACCAUGGGGCUGUUUGGCAAGAGUUCGGAUAAACCUCCCAGGGAGAUGGUGAACGAGUGGUCCACGCAACUCCGCAAAGAGAUGCGAGGCAUCGACAGGCAGAUACGCAGCAUCCAGCGCGAGGAAGAUAAGGUGAAGCGCUCCCUGAAGGAUGCCGCCAAGAAGAAUGAGCGCGAGGUCUGCGUCAUCCUGGCCAAGGAGCUGAUCCGCUCGCGCCGCGCCAUCUCCAAGCUGCACGCCUCCAAGGCUCAGAUGAACAGCGUCAUCAUGACCAUGAAGAACCAGCUGUCGCUCCAGAAGAUGUCGGGAGCUCUGCAACGGAGCACCGAGGUGAUGAAAGCCAUGCAGAGCCUGGUUCGCGUUCCCGAGAUCCAGGCAGCCAUGCGAGAGCUCUCCAAGGAGAUGAUGAAGGCUGGUAUUAUUGAGGAGAUGAUGGACGACACGUUUGAGGGAAUGGAGGACCAAGAUGAUCUGGAGGAGGAAGCCGAUGCCGAGAUUGACAAGAUCCUUUACGAAGUGACGGCUGGAGCGCUGGGCAAGGCCCCUGGGAAGGUGAUGGACGCGCUGCCCGAGAAGCCCGGGGCGAGCAGCGUGGCUACCGCGAGCGGCGAGGAUGAGGAAGGCGUGGAGGGGAUGCAGGCCCGGCUGCAAGCGCUGCGCAGCUAGAGCGCACCGCACCAUCACCCCACAACACCACGCACGCAUAGCAACACGCCACGCCACAUGAACAGCAACCUGACACACGCAUAACUACUUGCCAUGCAUGCUCAUCACUCCAUUCUGACUAUCGUCAUAAUCACACCUCUGAUUAGCACGGUUGGCUACGUACAAUGCGAAAGAAGUUCAACAGACAUACUUAAAAUUUACAUCUCACACGGACAUCAUCACCAACACACGCCAUGCGCAAAAACAAAAACCACAACACAAAUGCGUAACAGUAAACCGCACCACACAUCAUGCCUUACUAAAUUAUACACGGACAUAACACCAAUUGCCCCUUCUCCAAGGAUAAUCCUGUCAGAAUAACGUUCAUAAUACGUACGCAACACGUGUGUAUAAGACUUUGGCGGUCUGUGUAAUAUUUGCCUGUGGUAUUUUCUUUAUGGGUUAGGGAAUUCAGGUCAAGUUUAGGCAGUUACGGCGUAAGGUUUAGUUUAGGGGCUACAAGUUCAGGACUAAGGGUUAAGUUUAGAAUCAAGCUUUUUUUAGGUAAAUUGAAAAGUGGAUUUAAUGUUAAAAGUUAGCUUAUACUUCAUGUAAUGGUUAGGGUUAGGUAGUCUGGUAUUGUAUUUGAAGACUAAAAAGUUAGGCUUUUGUGAGCUUCUCAACAUGCAGCCUUCACUUGUUAGGCGAUUUUUGUUUAAUCAUUAACAGCUGCGAACUUGUCAGGCAGCCUCGAACACAUAGUCUCGGUGUGUAACUAUUAAGAGUUAUUUGUUGUGUUUAAGUCUUAUAUUAAAACCUAGGUGGGUUGCUGUUAUUGUACGCUUGUGUUUUGCGGUGAGUAAAGCUAAGAUUGAAGGCAUAUACUUUUACUCUAUUCCCCUCCACACAGUCCUACCUCUCCCCAUUUCAUCUCACUCAACCCCCUUCCACUCAGUCCUACUUCUCCCCUCUCAUCUCUAUUCCCCACCAUGCACUUCCCUGCUCCAGCAACGAAGGAAGUGGGCUCUUUUUCCUCUGCUGUUCCUUUAGUCUGGAAACUCCCCUUACCCCAUCCCUCUCUGCCAUCAGGUCCCUGCCUCUAUUUAAAUUCACACUACAAUUUCUGUCUCUGCCUGACUGCCUGUUUCUCAAUAAACAAACAUGCCCACUUUC